Falco peregrinus (peregrine falcon) is the source of this 7764-nucleotide messenger RNA. It is a transcript of the gene TDRD6, whose product is annotated as tudor domain containing 6. The record is from RefSeq and is a predicted model, not a curated record. Lineage: Eukaryota; Metazoa; Chordata; Aves; Falconiformes; Falconidae. The transcript has 5 exons. The coding region runs from base 25 to 6951 and encodes 2308 amino acids.
GUGAGGGGGUAAGGAGAGGCCGCGAUGAGCUCCGGGCCGGGGAUGCUCAGCCCCGGCUCCACCGUGUCCCUUCGGGUCUGCACUGUGGGCCUGCGCCCGGAGGUGCCCGUCGUGCGCCUGUGGGGGCUGCCAGCCGAGCGCAGUGCUGAGUAUGGCCGCCUCCACCGUGAGCUGCAGGCGGUGGCUGGGCCGCGGCUGGCGGCUGGUGGGGUCGAGCUGCGCGUUGGCGACCUGGGCCUGGUGGAGGUGGUGGGGGUCUGGUACCGCUGCUCUGUGGUGAGUCGCUGCGGCCGCGACUACCGCGUGUUCCUGCUCGAUGAGGGCUGCACGAUGCCCGCGUCCGCCGAUUACCUGGCGAGGGGCCACCGGGAGCUGUUCCAGCUGCGGCCCGCGGUGCUGGGCUGUGUUGUGGCCAACGUGGUGCCCUCAGGAGGCCCCCAGGGGGCGGCCUGCGGGGACAUGCCUGUCUCCAGCUGGGCGGUGGAAGCUAUGGAGUUCCUCAGCCACCUGCAUGGCAAGGAGGUGGCUGGCCUGGUGCAGGAGGUGGUGAUGCCGCAGGUCAUAGUGCUGGAGCUGCCCCAGCUGGUGAGCCAGAUGCAGUGCCUGGGCCUGGCCAGGCAGGUAGCUCCCAGCUGGUUCUGCCAGGUGCUCAGGCACUGUCUGUCUUACAGCAACUUAAGGAGCCAACUUAGGCUGCAGCCUCCGGCACGUUCCCAUGUCUUUUCAGUGGUGCCGCAACUUCUCAAUGUUUUGCAUGUGUAUCGGCCUCUGUGGCCUGCCUUGGAUUACUUUUACCCGCAGCUUCAGUUAGGUGUGACAGAGCCUGUCCUAGUGACCCAUGUUGCUGACCCCCACCACAUCUACUGCCAGUUGCAGAGCCUGUCCCAGGAGAUCCGUUGCCUUUCUGAUACCAUGUGCCACAUUUAUGACCGGUGGGGGCAGGAUUUACUACCCAAAGUGGGCUCACCGUGUGCUGCCCGGGGCACAGAUGGCCAGUGGUACCGUGCGCUCCUGCUGGAGCUUAUGGCUGGGGGGCAGAACCAGCAAGUGGCUCUGGUGAUCUUUGUGGACUGUGGCAGGAAGGAGACUGUGACCAGAGCUAACCUGCGCCAUUUGCCUGUCGAGUGUUUUCGCAUGCCUGUGGUGACCUACGCGUGUGCUCUUCAGGGUAUCUCAGAUGGGGGCUGUGGCUGGUCCCCAUUGCAGAUCGAUGAGCUGAAAGCAUUGGUGCUAGGCAAAGGAGUGAGUGCUCACAUUGAAGCCUUUAACUCCAUUGAGCAUCUCUAUUAUGUGAAUCUGUAUGGAGAAAACGGUGUCAACUUGAACAAUUUCUUUGGGGUGCGGGCUCACUGCCUAGUCAGCAGCCGUGUGCAGGUCAGCCAGACUGAGGCUCAGGAGCAGCUGGAAGUAGAAGAACCAAAAUUGCCACCAGGAUCACCUGUUGCUUUAACGCACAGAGAUUUGGCCUCUGUUCCUGUAAGUGGUGUGCUUCUGAAUUUGGGUGCAUUCCAUGAUGUGCAGGUCUCCCACCUCCGAGACCCCUCAGAGUUCUGGCUGCAGCUCUAUGAGCAUCGCCAGCUCUUCAGGCAGCUGAGGCAGCACAUGUGGAAUUUUUACUCCCAUGUCAGCAAGGAAGAUAGUGCUGGGUGGGACCUACAGCCUGGAUCCUUUUGUUGUGCUAGUGGGAAAGAAGGUGUCUUCUAUCGAGCAGUGAUCACCAAGGUGCUGCACAGUGGGGUGGAAGUACACCUGGUGGACAGGGGCAAUACAGAAACUGUAGAUCCUUGUGUGGUAAAGGAGCUGCUCCCUCAGUUCAAGGAACUACCUGCUUUAGCUCUCAGGUGUUGUUUGGCAGGUGUCCCCUCUCUGAGAGGGAGCUGGAGUAAAGAAUCUGUGUCUGCAUUCAGAGAGACUGUACUGAACAAAGGACUAAAGGUUCAUUUUUUGAGUGUGCAGGGUGACAAAUACAUGGUUGAAAUUUUUGUCCAGUCACAGUUAGGAGAGAAAAGUGUAAGUAAACUCCUGGCCCAGGGAGGGUACGCUGAAUACCAGAGGGGUGAAAUACCCAAGACUUGCCAGAAGCCAUCUGAUAAGGCUGUGAGCCAGGCCUCUUCCCUAGCAUCUGCUGGGGAGGAAACGCAAAGAAUUGCAGAGAAGAGGCUCAGAGAAGAGUCUGGCCUAAAGAGAAGUGAUAGAGCACUUAAUCCUUCUAUGGCUCCCAUAGUCAGGGAGCACCCUGUUGCAGCCGUUCACAGUUCUGAAAGUAGUGAAUCUCUUCCUGCUCCUAAGUAUGAGGCCAAGGAAAACCUGCCCAUCUCUUGGAGACAGAGUGAUGUAGAAAUGAAGGCAGGUUCCCCUUACGGAUGUCAUAUAGAAGUGGGCAGUACAGUUAAUGUUGUUGUGUCAUAUGUUGAAAAUCCUAGUUGUUUUUGGUGUCAGUUUAGAAAUUGCCGUGACCUUCAGGUAUUAAUGGCUGAAAUUCAGGAGUAUUGUAAAAAUCUGUCCCACCCACGUGCUUGGCCAAAUUCCGUAUGUUUAGCCCAGUACUCGAGGGAUAAGAAGUGGUACAGGGCUUCAGUUAUUAGUGAAGUUCCUUCUGCAGGAAAAGUCGAAGUCAUAUAUGUUGACUAUGGCAACAGAGAGCUGGUCUCUCUAACAGACCUCCGCUUAGCUGAUGAACGGUUUCUUAGGUUAGAGGCUCAGGCUUUCAGGUGCAGCCUUUACAACUUAAUCCAACCAAAUGGUCAGGAUCCUUUUGCUUGGGAUGAAGAAGCGAUUCAGGCUUUUGAGGAGUUUGUUGAUACUUCGUUAUGGUACUCUGAACUGAAGUGUACAAUAUUUGCCUUGGCUUCCAUAAACAAUACAGAGCUGUUUAACAUUGUAGAUCUAAGGACACCUUUUCAGAGUGCUUGCCAGUUUCUGACAGAGAGAGGUGUGGCCAGAGGCUUAUCCCCUCAAAAGCCUCUGGUAUCCUCAGUUCAGCUUCACUCUUACUAUUAUUCUGGGCACAAUAUAAAAGUUGGGAGUGAGGAAGAUGUUUAUAUUACACAUGUUGAGGAUCCAUGGACAUUUUACUGCCAACUUGAAAGGUGUGCAGGUGUCUUAGCACAGCUUGCUGAUAACAUCAGUUGCCUAAGUAAAACACUGACCAGCUUAGAAACCUUGCAAAAGUCUGGGAGCUUGUGUCUAGCAAUGUAUACUGACAAUCACUGGUACAGGGGAGUAAUUAUGAAAACCAAACCUAAUACAGAAGUCUUCUUUGUGGAUUUUGGAAAUGCAGAGACAAUAGAGAAAGAUCAUCUGCUUCCUUUACCCAGUGAUGCUUGUGAUAUUGUGCUGUUGCCAGUGCAGGCCAUAAAGUGUUCCUUAUCUGAUAUACCUUGUGUUCCCAAAGAAGCUACAACAUGGUUUAAACAAGCUGUCCUAGAAAAGCAAUUAAAAGCAACGGUAAUAGCAAAGGAACCCAAUGGUAAACUGUUGAUUGAGCUGUUUGAUGGUGAUACUGUCAUCAGUGCAAAACUGAAGGAGGAGUUUGGCUUAGUAAAUGAUACAGGACUGUGUAGGCAGGUAGAAAAUGAAGCAUCAUGCUUUAGAAAUACAGAUGUGAAUGAGAGGAAUGAGACUGCAGAGUCACCUUUAAAUGGUAGACCUCUUGAAGGAAACAAAUGGAGAUCUGAUGCCCAGGGAGGAGGGAAGAGUAGCAAAAAGCUCUUCGAAGAUGUAAACCUUUUCCAGCCUGCUAAGAAGGGAGAUUUGGCAGCUGGAUUACUAGAAUCUGAUGAAAUGCUUAGCAGUCAGAAGGAUGCUGCUUUAAGUAAAGUGGGGGAGGAGUCUCUGCUCUCUGCCCAGAUGGAUACACAGUCAAGUAUUAAAUCUGAUGCUGAAGGCGGAUGUGUAACACUGACAGAUGCAUCUGACCUACUGCAACAGAAGAUAGUGCCAGCUCUUAAAGUGUUAGUGUAUGUGUCUCAUGUAAAUGAUCCGCUGGAUUUUUAUGUUCAACUAGAAAGUGACGAGGCUCAGCUUAAUAGCAUUUCAGAAAGCUUAAACAGCAGGACACAAGCAAAGAACACUUGUGGACAACUUUUCCAAGCAGGAGACUUAAUCAGUGCUGUUUAUUCAGAAGACAGCCUGUUGUAUCGAGCUGUAGUAAAAGAGAAGACUUCUGACAAUUUGAUAAGUAUACAAUAUAUUGAUUACGGUAAUACUUCGGUAAUUAAUGUUGAUGAAGCACACAGACUCCCUGAAGACUUGUCAUCUAUUCCAGCAAUAAGUAUUCAUUGCUUCCUAGGUGGACUUAAAAACACUGACUGGACAGAGAAAGCAGUGCUUUACUUCACCAAGAGAACAAGCGAAGUUCUGCUAACCUGUGAAUUUGUAGAGAAGGUACAGGAUAAGUGGGAAGUUAUUCUCAGUGACCAUCAAGGUCUAAUAACAGUGGAUUUAGCUGAUGAAAAUCUUGCAAGUAGGGAAAGAUCUUGUUCAAUGGAAAUACUUGAAAGAAGAGAGAACAGUGGUGUGAUAACCGUGUGUGAACCUUCGCCUCCUCAGGCACAAAAUGAAAUUUCCUGUGUAAGUGAUUGUAAAUCAUUUACCUGGAAGUUUCCAGAGGCAGGUCAGACCAUAAAAGUCUAUGUCACAGUGGUAAGUGGUCCAGAAUACUUUUGGAGUCAGAGUGCUGAUACCGAAGAUAUGCGCUACAUAGAGCAGAAAAUAGAGGAAGCUGAAAACCUUGGACUAAACUCUUUGAAUGACUGUAGAUCUUGUCUUAAAAGUGGUGAUAUUUGUCUAGCAAAAUAUAGUCAAGAUGGACAGUUCUACAGAGCUAAAGUUAGUAGUGUAAAAUGUGACAACAUAGUUGUUAGGCAUGUGGAUUAUGGAAGUGAGGAAGCUGUUAGCAUAGAGGUGGUCAGACAGAUUCCAUGUGAAUUGCUCAAAGUCCCUAAUCAAGCAUUUGCUUGCUGCCUGUCAGGUUUCAGUUCCUCAGAGGGCUCAUGGCUUAGUGAAGCAGAAAAGAAGUUUUAUGAUAUGACCAAAGACCUUUUAUUAGAAGUUGAAGUAAUAGAAACUCAGGAAGAUAAAGCUUCUGAAAUCCCUCUGUGUGUUGUCAAGCUGGAAGCUUCUGGUAAGAGUAUUAAUGAAGAGAUGAAGCCUUUCUGGAAGGCUAAUAAAGGAACAUGUGCCAAUGCAUUCUCAAACCUUGAGAACUUCUUAAAGGAAAACAGAUGUCCAAAGAGUGAUAUGGGUCUUUUUCUUGAAAGAGAAGCUACUGCUGUUUGUGGAUCAGCUCAAGAAGAAAGUGCAAGUGCUUUACUGUGUUCUGAACCUUGCCUGGGUGUAACUUCUGAGUAUUUAAACACUGUAGAAGCAAAUGGGUCAGUGGGAGCUGUUGAGUGUCUGUCUGGGAAGGCUGGUGAUGGGUGUGAAACAGCUGAGAAUCAAAUCAAUUUUGAUAGAGGGAGAUCUCUGUCUGAAGGAGAGAGUGAUAACAACGUGUUACUAGAACCAGUGAGAAGCUGCAGUCUUUGUAUUUUGGGGAGUGAAGUGAAAGCUGCGGAACAAGAAUUAUCCAAAGUACUGUUUCAAGAGGAUGCUGAGCUGAAAGCAGAACUGACAGGCAGUGCUUCAGCAGCCAGUCUUUCCCUAGGAAGCAAACAAGAAGAACUGGAAAAACUGCCAGUGCUGCAGGUACAGUGCUCUUCAAGUGAUGAAACAGGGACAUUAGUAGAACGGGAUCGAUUACAAAUGCACUCUUUGUAUGAUGAUCUGAGAGAGUUCGUACAGGAGCUAGAGAUGCUUCCAGUGCAGUCCUCCUCUAGUGUAGAAACUAAGGAAGCUCUGGAAGCAGAAUCCCUUGAAAUGCAGACAGCUUCGGGCAGCAAAGCAAGAGAGAAGUCAUUGGAACAGGCAUCGUUUGAGCUGCCAGUUGUGAGUGAGGAGACAGGGGAGUUGGCAGCUCUGAAAUUUUCUGAAGUCUUACCAUCACUUAAUGAGAGGGAGAACUUAAUGCCUUCAGUUAGCAGUGGAGAGAAGACAGUAGCGUUGACUCAGUCUGAUGUUCAGCUUUCUUUGGGAGAGAAGGUGAAGAAACUGGAAUUGAAUUUGUCUAGAAUCCAUAAAGCAGAAGCUAUAAAAGAAGACUGGAUGGACAUAGAGUCUCUUCCCCUAAGGCUGUCUUCUGGUGGUAGAUGUGAGAAACAACUGCACCGGAGGCUCGGUGACAUACUGUCGAUGCUAGGUGCUGCAACUGAGUGGCUGCUGGAACUGGUGCAGCCUGAUGAGAAGUCAUCUCAGGAGGAUGAGGAGUCAUCAUCAUUAGGGUUGCUGGAACACACUGCACUGCAAAGUUCUACAAAUCGUGGAAGUCAAUCUCCAUUUCUUCAAAAAAACAUAGUGCGUCAGCAGCCUGUUUGCACCGUAAAAUCCUGUGACUGCAAAGUUGAGAAACACAAGGAGUGGCAGAAGAAGAAAGAUGACUGUUCUGUGGAAGAAUGGCUGAAACAAGGCUUGACUGACUUAAUUAAAGAACGUGGAAAUGCACGUGUGCAGUCUUCAGACUGUAAGCCUGGGGAUGAAGAAGCAGAAGAUAAGCAAAAUGAUAUCUCGGCUGAGUGCGGUGCAGAACACAAUGAGUACGCUCGUCAUCUGGAGGGCUUUGCUGUUGGUUCCAAAUGUGUGGUGUGGAGCUCUCCAAAAUGGUGCAAGGCUGUCAUUUUGGAGGGGUCUGAAAAAGGUACCAAGGUCUUGAAUCUCUCCAGUGGCAAUGAGGAGAUGGUGGAUCCUGAGAAUGUCUGGAGUGGUAUUCCUGACUGGCCUUGCGGAUCAUCUGAGGCAGUACCCCCUGCAACAGAAAACUUGCAGUCCUUACCAGAGGAGUCCUUACUUGAAGAAAAGCAGAGCAGCUGCAGUUCAGCUAAUUCUGAAGAUCCUUGUGUCUGCCAGCAUUUCUGAAACCAAGUUACAUGCUCAGAACACAAAGCCAACCAAGCACCAUUUGGCUUGAAGUCUUGUAUUUGGUGGUGUUAAAAUCAAUGGAAGGAGGAGCUGGAAUAGAUCAGUAUAUGACAGCCCAAGCUUUGUCUUUUGUAUAUGACUUGUGUUCUUUCCCUAUAUGUAAGCCCAAAUGCUGGAUGCAUGCUAAGACUCUUUUCUUUGACUGUACUACUGCAGUUAGAUGUAGCUAUGCACGUUCUGCAGUUACUGGUUCUGUUUUGACCCUAACAGCUCUCAGAGCACCAUGAGUUAUGGUGAAUGCUUUGAAGCAUCCCACAGUUGUGUACAAAAUAAAACUUGCAUUUCUGACAUGGCCUUAACCCCACUAAUGAGAUACCAAGCAUUUCCUAUAAUUAUGAAGCAGGUCGAGUAGAAUGGUUUUGCUGCUGCAUGUGUACAGUGGGGCAAGAACUUCCUUAAAAUAGCUCCAACUUACCUUCUAUUCUCCUCCUCUGUUGAAAAGGGGUUUCUAUUUUGUAGUCCCAUUCCAUGCUCCUGUAUACCAUAGUGGCUUCCUCCUCUUCAGGGGCUAUGGAUUUUUCAUACUACCAUAAAGACUUAGGAACCAGAGAUCUCUGACAAGGUAUCUGAAGUGUUAGUGCUUACUCAGUAAGAGGAACACUUACAUGUUUAUUCCCUUAACAAAGACACAUUAUACUACAUGGUGGUAGGCUGGAGAGAAUUUAAUGAAAUUCUGAAAACAUGUCUUAGAUGUUGUUGCAAUCUCAUGUUAAGAUCACAGAUUAUAUAAAUAGUUAAUUACACUGUUAA